Molecule: messenger RNA, 1917 nt
Organism: Orussus abietinus
Lineage: Eukaryota; Metazoa; Arthropoda; Insecta; Hymenoptera; Orussidae
Exons: 2
Coding region: 70-1485 (471 amino acids)
Source: RefSeq, a predicted model, not a curated record
GUCGAGCCGGAGCCCGAGAGGAACUUACUACGACGCCGGAUCUCGGAUGGUCGUAUUCGGGGCUGAAAAAUGCAUCUCCUCGUGUCGUUGGCCUUAUCACUCGUGCCGAUCGUGAUACCCGCCACCUCGUCGGUCCAGGCCGAUCGGCGAUGCUCUCACCUAGACUCCGUCGACGUCGGCGAGCCCUACCACGUGGACGGCCGACCUGGGGUGGUGAGUCAAGAAGGGACUCGAGACGAGAAGACCUCGCAGGAGUCGAAUGGCAGCCUGGACACUGGGGGUGGAAAGUUGCACCAGGGUGGAGUCAAAGCUCGAGUGCACCCUUUUGAUCCACCUGUUGGCGACGGGAGGAGGAAACGGGAGGCGAAUGUCGAAACUGCCGCGGAACUGACAACGGAGUGCGUCGAAACGGAGAGGUCUUCGGGUAAGGGCGGUCAGGUGAAGUUGGAUAGCGACGUCUUUGUUGAACGCGUAGAUAGACACCAGGGGGUGGCCCACCCGGGAAUAACAAUCGGGGCGAGGAGGAAGAGGGAAGAAAACGCGGAAACUAGCACGCAGCCGGGGAACGAGGGCGACAAAGCGACGCAGGCUCCUAGCGAAAAGCCAGAGAACGGGGAGAAAGAGGCCCAGAAAGAGGAAGGAGAAACGGGAGGUCCUUCUUCGGGGUCCCCUUCGACGACCUCCGACGGGGGCGAAGCGAGGAGACUGGGGGAGGGCGAGGGGUCCAGCACCGUCGCGACGUCGGAGGCUGUGGAGGUUACUAGGGAAGCGAAGGCUGAGGGGAACGAGACGAGUGAAGGGGGGGCGAAGGAUAAAGUCGAUGAUAAGGGCGAGGAUAAAGCCGAGGAUAAGGGCCAGGAUAAGGAGGGUGGAAAUCAUUUGGUGCCUCCCUUGGUCUCCCUUGGUCUGCCCAUGGUCGACAUCGCCAAGCGGGCUCUGGGGGAGCUGAACCCCGUGCACGGAUCCGUGCUCUCCUCCAGGAUCGCUGACCUCCUCAAGCUGCAUAGCGUGAAGAUGGAGGGGGACAAGGACUCGUCGCCGAGGGAGGUCGUCCAAGAGAGGAGGAGGAGACAGGUGCAGCUCGACGGGCAGAAAGAGCUGACGGCAGGCGCGGCCGACCCCGCUCCAGAAACGAGGAAGGACGCCCUGGGAAAAAAGGAAAAUAGGCAGGGCGAUAUCGAUUGCGGUGGACUUGACCUCGUGAAAAGGGAGGUGGACCGAGAGACCGAGAGAUUGUCAUCGGGAAGAUCUGCCAAGAAGGGCGGACGCGCCAGGGGCCAGAAGAUCUCCAUAUCGAAGGGGAAGGUCCUGCUCCAGUCCGGUAGGAGAAGAGCCGGGAUAUACUCGUCGGAAUCCUUGGAACAUAGGGAGCCCAGGUUGCCCCCGGUAAGGCCUCUCACCUCCAAGCCCUAUAAUACUUGGAGGGCCCUCAGUACCGAAGAAUUCCGCCGUCGAGACCCUCGCACUCGAGAGAAGGGCCAAUGAGGGAAGGUCCUGCUCUAGCUUGGUGGGAGGGAGAUGGUGGCAUCGUCUGCAGCAUCUUCGGAAGAUAAGGAGUUCAAAUUACCUCCUUCAAACCCUUUAAUACUUGGAAGGUCCUCGGUAUCGAAGAAAAUUCCGGCGUCAAUACACCCUCACCCUCGAGAGAAGGGCCAAUAAGGAAAGAUCCUGCUCCAGUUUGAUAGAGAGGGAUGGUGGCAUCAUCUGCAGCAUCCUCUGCAGUAUCCUCGGAAAAUCAGUCCAAGUUACCUCCAGGAGAGUUCUGUACUUUCAAACCCUUCGGUACUUGGAAGCUACCCUUGCCAGAAGGGCCAACGAGGGGUGGCGAUUUUUUAAUCACUUAAUCUCCAAUCGAGACUUUGGACUGCUCAUUGUUUCUGUAUCGGCGAAUAAAAACCGAGUCGUUUGGUUUCUUAA